Messenger RNA from Spodoptera frugiperda (fall armyworm), 1741 nucleotides. RefSeq lists its product as uncharacterized. The record is from RefSeq and is a predicted model, not a curated record. Bases 107 to 1291 code for a protein of 394 amino acids. The transcript has 2 exons. Lineage: Eukaryota; Metazoa; Arthropoda; Insecta; Lepidoptera; Noctuidae.
UCGAGCGCUAUCCGGUGCCGCUCAGUCAUUCGCUGAUGAGCUUUCGACGAGGACACACGUUCGCUCAUAAGUCAUAAGUAUUUUCGCAAAGAAAAGUGUUGUGAUAAUGCAGUUAGCUGAUAUUUUGUGUUACGUGGUUUUGACGAUAACUGUCACAGCAUGUAUCGCAGCAGAAGAAAAAGAUAACGAAAUAGAAGAAAAAGAAGAAGGUAAAAGAAUAAUAAGUAAAAGAGAAGCGACACUAAUACUAGAAGACUAUCCAAUGGAUAGAAUAUUCCAAAAGCCUAAAGUCAUAUACAGAAGAAUAUCGAAGCAGAGAUACGGACCUCCAAAAUCAAUGUAUGGACCACCAAAGCCAAAGUAUAGGCCGCCGCAAGUGUCAAGGAAACCGGCAAAGAAAAUACGCAAGGGAGGGCCAAAAGCUACUGCUCCGCGUUAUGGAACACCACGGUCCACCAGCAAACAUAUAGCUAACAUAAACGGAAAGCGAGCAUCAAAGAAUAAAGGUAACUACAGCAAGGGUAAAGCGAGACCGAACAACAAGCCAGGAUUCGGACAUAUUGUCAAGUUGCCUCAUUAUUCUUUCUUUGCGGUCGAGAAACCAAGUUUUGGGGAACCACCAGUGGCGCAUGUGAAUGAUUACCAGGAGCCAAAACAAAGUUACGGAGAACCCCCCGUCGACUCUUAUGGAGCGCCACUAAAAAGCAGUACCAAUGACAUUUACUCAACCCCUCAGAGCUUCCAGGAAACAUCGCAACCUUACGGCGUUCGUGGAUUCAACAGGCAUGAGUACCAAUGGACGAAACACACUCAGUCUCCUGAUUCAAACUAUGCUUUCUCAAAAAAGAAGCCGGCUUACUCCGACAAUCAAAUCUACGUCACUCCUUCCCCUAAAGAUUUUAAUGAAGAAGCUAUGAACUUAGACGUUGCAGAUAAGCAAGUGAUGCAGGAUAGCAAAUUUUUCUUUAGAAAAAAGCGGCCGUUUUACUUUGCUGACUCUAAGGUACUGAACAAGCCGUGGAAAUCGAAUAAGCAGGAUGACUUUGAAGAUGAAAUUAUUGUUGGUGGACAAUACGCUGAGCCUCCAGGGAGGUACAUGCCGAAAGUACCUCCUCACUCACCAAUGUACGAUGAUAAUGAGGAAGAUGAGGACUCGUUCACUGGUCAACAUGGUUACGUAGACAUCGACAUGGCGUUGUCAGCCAAUAACUCACCGUACUCCAACUACAAGCACAGCAAUAUGGCGUUCAGUCCACAGAACCUCAAUGAUGCCUUCAGUAUAGUUGACUAGUUUUAAGAAAAUUUGUUUUAUUUAUUUGGUACUGAUGUAAAAGGUCGUAUGGACAGUGUGGAUAGAGAAGUAUGUUCAAUAUAAUUAUUUAUGUAUGACAAAGAUGAAUCUUGAUUGGAUGGAUCUCACGACCACACAUGAAGUGUGAAAUAAUUUCUCUGUCUAAAAAAAAAUCGUGAAACAAAUUCCGACUUGAGUUUUGUAGGUGUAGUACCUUGAUAAUAUUGACGAAAAUAACCUUGUUUUAGGUCAACGAUGUAGUUUUACCUUACCUAUUAUCCUUUACAUUCUGCAUUCAUUUGAUAUUUGAUAAAAUAUUUUUGCCAGAUUUAUUUUUGAUCCGAUAUCAAAAUUAUAUCAAGGUUCUAUUUUUAUCUUUGUGUUACAUAUUAUGUAUAUGCAUGCGUACUUAAAUUAGCGUUUUGAAAUUAGACAAUUUCGAAAAAAGUA